AUGCCCAACGAUAAGUUCAUUUUCGUUAACGCUCCGACCAUCAUCAAUGCGGGCCCGCGAGAUGCUCGGCGUGAGUUGCGUUCUCAGUUGAUGCGCCGCGUAUAUUUCAAAAAGUAUCAAGUUAGUCCUCCGCCCAGUGAGGAUGAUCUUGCCAAUGUGAACGAGGAAGAGUCUGUGAGAAGUCCAAAAUCAGGUCGCCGUGGGCAUUCUCUCGUGAAUACCACUGUUAGUCCACCAGCAGAAUACGACACCGAAGUGAGCCAGACGCUGCAGGAAAAAUAUGGCCUGGUAUUGAGGAACUCGCCUGUCUCGAAUCUACCCACGCCGCCGGAUGACAACGAGCAAGAUGUGCCCCAGCCAGAUAAUGCGAUGCACCAAGUAUCGCCCCCAAAGCCAGCAAAUGCGCGAAAAAAGACCCCCAAACAUAUCAUGCGAACAAAGAACCUUUAUGUGGAUAAAAACAAACAAAGGAUUAUGGGCGACCCAAAUAAGAUAGUCGUCGCUUCCUUCACUAGUUACUUCGAUUAUGCAUGUAACACGCAAGACAGUCCAAAUAGCAAUGUGUUGCUUCAACACUAUACUCGGGUCAUAUUACCUGCGCUGCGCGUUGCCAACGAAUGGCGUCAAAAUAUGUUCUUAGAAUAUGUGCAGGCUAACCCCGAGCCGUUGUUAUUUCACACACUUUGCCUCACUUCUUCAAUCCACCUAGACAAAAUUAUGUUGUGGAAUGGGGUCGAAGCUCAACGACGUCAACGAGAACUUGAACAAUCCCAUUACCGAUAUACCUGCUUGCGCGAACUACGAAAAGCACUCAUAAAACCUAAAUAUGGCACCGUUGGAUUUGACGCUAUCCUCGUGGGUUUAUGCAUGCUCGCAAUUUGCGAUCCGGUGGGCGAUCUCCCUGCCAGUGUUGACACGAUGGACCACAAUCCGUUCAGCCAUGCCUUGCUCUCUUUGGGUGCCCUAAAUAUCUUCGGAUACGAGCCAAUACAUCCUGUCCAUUGGAAAGGCUUGUUAACUUUGAUAGACCAACACGGAGGUUUUGACAGCCUUCGAAUGUAUGGCUCGAAGUGGAAAAUUUCUUAUACGGCUUUGAAAUACUCCACCCAUACAGACACGAAACCGGCAUUUCCUGUUUGCAACGAACGCGGAGAAUCACUGGUCAAUUUCACGCCGUUGGAAAUUCUCCAUAUAUCCCCGUCAAGCUUACCUUCUAUUUCAGGUACUGGAUUUCUGGAGCUCAAUUGGUUUUCGAUACGAAAUUCGAUCCAGCGGACAUUCGUUGAGCUUGGUCAACUUGCAGAGAGUAUGCACAAGUUAAUGCCACAUCGUGAUGAUGUUGUAGUACGAGAUCGUCUGACUGACGCUCGAAAUUUAAUUCAAUAUCGGUUUUCCAAUCUUCCCCUGAUGACGGGUGACCCUCGCCUUAUAGUCGAUCUGUCGACGGAUGGAAAAGAUAAGGAUAUGAACACUUCUUCCACGAAAAUAAUGGAGAUUGCCUCCAUUGUUUAUGGGAUGUGCUGGCUUGUUGGGCACUUAUUUACGACUCAUGUUACAUUUCCGGUUCCUUCUUGCCGGCGUUUUCGCGUCAAAACUGUGCUCCCACUUCGCGAACUUGUGGACAAAUGUGGACACGCACUGAAAUGUCAUCCGGUUUUCAUGAAACUGCAGCUGUGGUGUAUGGUCAUUGGCGGCAUCGCUGCGGAGGACAUAGAUACAGAUCUUCGUCAGUGGACGGUAAUACAAACUCGCAUUUUGUGUUAUAAACUGGGUCUUCAAGACUGGGAAGAAGUUACGACGGUGAUGAGAUCAUUUGCCUGGAUGGAGUCUGCUUGUGGAUACGGUGGGCGGAAAUUAUGGGCGGAGGUGCAAAAUUGGCCAUGA
Molecule: messenger RNA, 1884 nt
Organism: Talaromyces atroroseus
Lineage: Eukaryota; Fungi; Ascomycota; Eurotiomycetes; Eurotiales; Trichocomaceae
Exons: 3
Coding region: 1-1884 (627 amino acids)
Source: RefSeq, a predicted model, not a curated record